Molecule: messenger RNA, 1642 nt
Organism: Etheostoma spectabile (orangethroat darter)
Lineage: Eukaryota; Metazoa; Chordata; Actinopteri; Perciformes; Percidae
Product: collagen and calcium-binding EGF domain-containing protein 1
Exons: 11
Coding region: 262-1431 (389 amino acids)
Molecular function (GO): calcium ion binding
Source: RefSeq, a predicted model, not a curated record
GGCUGUAAACCCUUCAGUAGCUCUCCAAGGGGUCUGUGGCUCAGUGCGUAAAGUUAAGGACGGUGCUCCGGACGCACCGCGCAACACUCAUUAUCCCUCAGGCUCCAUGUGCGUCACCUCUGCGUGAUACUUGACAAGGAUUUCUGAUAUUUUGACACUACUACCCGCGCGGGUCGCUGACGGAUGAAAACAUUAGCGUUUUGCUGAUGUGAAGGCGUUUUAUCCUUGAACACAUCAUCUGUCCCGGAGCGCAGAGGGGACAUGGGUCAACUUUAUGGUGCGACUCUUUUACCAUUUGGCGCUAUCUGGGUUGUUUUCCUGUGGCGAUCUGGGGCCAGCUCUAUCAGGACGACGCUUGAAGUGGACACCUCGAGAGCGGAGUGUCCAGCUAGUAAGAUCUUGACCGUGGAGUAUCCCUGUGUCAGAGCCGGGGGGAAGAACAGAACUUGUUUCAGGAGGAAAUGCUGUGACGGAUUCAGGUUUGUGAUGGGCCAGUGCAUACCUGAAAGCGUGGACGUGUGUGCAGCGUCGCCCUGCGAACAGCAGUGUACUGAUAACUUUGGACGAGUUGUCUGCACGUGUUACCCCGGCUAUCGCUUCGACCGAGAGAGACACCGCAACCACAAAUCUCCUUACUGUCUGGACAUUGAUGAGUGUGAGCAUCCAGACAGCAGCAUGUGUGACCAUGAGUGUGUGAACACAGUGGGCAGCUUCCUGUGUCGCUGUCGCAGUGGCUACAUACUCACACCGGACCAACGCUCCUGCAUCCCUGUACACAACUUGAGUUCAUCGGGGAAGUCGGACACCCUGAUGAGUUCUGGUACCUGCUCGUUCACCUGUCAAGAUUUUAUGAACAUGAAAAGCAGUCUGCUGCAGCUAAAACUGAGGCUGGGCAACACACAGUCACCCAACCAGGUACCUGGCCUGGCCAACAGCAGUGACAAGCCGUCUCUGGGGAGGGCAGGAAAAAGUCCUGAUCGUCCUUGUCUUCCUGGUUUACCCGGCCCUCCAGGAGCUCCUGGGGUCCCAGGACACCCAGGAGAACCAGGAAAGAGAGGGGAGCCAGGGGAAGGAGGCCCGCCCGGCCCUCGGGGGCCACGGGGAGACAUGGGACCCAUGGGUCCAGAGCCAGACCUGAAGCACAUGAAAAGAGGCCGCAGGGGGCCAGUGGGACCAUCUGGGGCAACAGGAAGAGAUGGACUAAAGGGUGACAGAGGAGCUCCAGGUCCCAGAGGUCCACCCGGACCACCAGGCUCAUUCGACUUCCUUCUGCUAAUGAUGGCUGACAUCCGCAACGACAUAAUUGAGCUGCAGGAGAAGGUGUUCGGGGAGCGGCGGGGAAUCUCUGUGGACAGUCCUCCUCAUUCCAGCGGGGAAAUGGAUUUUGUAGAGUGGGGUUCUGGACAAGGAGAUCUCCUGCUCAGUACCUGACCUUUGACAUCCCGCACACUAACAUUCACUCAAACCCAGCAAAACAAACACCAAACUUAACUCUUUUAUUUCUUUGUUGAUAAAGGAUGCUGGGAGUCAAAGUGCCAACAUGUAAAUAAUACCAAACCACACAGCGGGGAUGGACAAGGAGCCUUGAUUGCAUUCUUGACACUGCCACAGACAGUUAAACAGAGAGAUGUAUGGAUUAUAA